Molecule: messenger RNA, 972 nt
Organism: Exophiala spinifera
Lineage: Eukaryota; Fungi; Ascomycota; Eurotiomycetes; Chaetothyriales; Herpotrichiellaceae
Exons: 2
Coding region: 1-972 (323 amino acids)
Source: RefSeq, a predicted model, not a curated record
AUGAAAGACUUCACCCGAGAAACCACCGGCGUCGAGGUCGUCCAGGAGUUGCGCGACCGAGUCGAUGGGAAAACCAUUGUCAUUACCGGAGCCAGUGAACGAGGACUUGGUGGCGAGACGGCAAUCGCUUUCGCUCAUGCAAACCCUGCGCAUCUGAUUCUCCUUGCUCGCUCGCAAACACGAGUCGAUUCAGUCAUUGCCCGGAUCAAGGAGCUGAACCCAGCCAUCAAGGUCACAUUCGUGCCUGUCUCGUUGGACGACUUUGAUUCCGUGCGUGCCGCAGCCGCCACCAUCAACUCUUCUAUCGAUAGGCUCGACUAUUUGAUCAACAAUGCCGGUGUCAUGGCACUUAACGAAUACCAGACGAACAAGAAUGGCAUAGAGAUGCAGUUCGCCACGAAUCACUUGGGCCACUUUUUGUUCACCAAACUGCUCAUGCCCAAGAUCCUCGCCGCAGGGCCAGGUUCGCGUAUCGUCAACUUGACAAGUCUCGGCCACAAGAUUGGACCGGUCCGCUUCGACGACUACAACUUUUCCAACGGCAAAGAGUACGAUCCAUGGUCAGGGUACGGCCAGUCAAAGACAGCCAACGUUCUCUUUUCUCUGGGGUUGACACAAAAACUGAAGUCUCGAGGUAUCCAGAGCUACGGAGUGCAUCCAGGUGCCAUCUUCGGCACGAACCUGGCCGCCCAUAUCACUGACAUCAUGGCUUCAUUGGCCGAGAUUGAUCCAAUUGCGCUCAAGAACACGGGUAAAGCCUUCCCACUGGCCCAAGAUCCCCCCAAGCCGAUUGAACAGGGUAUCACCACGACCAUCGUAGCAGCUUUGGACCCUAGAAUCGAGGGUCAAAGCGGCAUGUACAUGGCAGAUGCAAAAUGCGAGCCAACAUAUGACUAUGCCGAAUCUGUGGAAAAUGCUGAGAAACUGUGGAAAUUGAGCGAAGAGUUGGUCGGUGAGAAGUUUGAGAUAUAA